GUCUCCCAGCUUCAACCCCACCAUGCUAAUCCAAGACCCAAGCGCAGAUACCGCCAGUACGCUAGCCAUCGGCGGGUGGCCAGCCUCCUCCGGCGAGGCGCUCGUCACAGUUGCCGACAUUGACUUGCGCUUGCACCGGUUGCUCCAGGACGACUUGCGCGCGUUGUCUGACACAAGUAUAGACCCCGAUACCUUGCGCGGCUUAGUUGAUGAAUUGCAGCGCAGCUCCGAAGACGGCUCCAGCGCCUACCACCGCGUCGUCUUGGCCCAUUUAUACUGUCUCCUUAACGACUUUGACGGCGUCCAGGCGCUACUUGCCAUCGACUUUGACUAUACUGGUUCUGACUUUGACGUGUAUCUUGCCAUCCGUGCGCGUGCGGUGACCUGCUAUGCGAUGCGUGAAAGCUCCGAGCACGAGAGUGUUGCGCGCGACGCCUCUCGUGACGUCUCCCGCUUGCGUGUCCCCUCCGCUACCAACACCAGAGGUCGCCUCUGGUUGGACCGCGUGUUCCAAAUUGCCCAGCCCCCCUCAUCCCUCGAAAAACUCCAAUCCACUUGUGAGCCCGACGUAUGUCUCGCAUUUGGUGCGUGGGCCGUCCAGAACGCGCGCACGGACAGCACGUUCGCUCAUGAUUUUGCUGCGUACGCGACGCUGCGCUCGCACGCGUUACAACAGCUCCGGUUCCCAUCCGCAACAGAAACUAGCGCGGCUGCUGAGCAACUCAUUGCUGGGCUCCAUUACGCCUGGGAUGCGGGUGUGCUUAGAUCCGCGGCCUUCAAGCCGCUCAUUGUGCAAUCGCUCAGCGUUUCGUACCAGAGCACGUUGAUUCUUGCGUCCUUUAUCGAUGUUCUGAUUCGCUUGGGAGAGUGGAAGGAGGUGCUCGCCGCGUUCGAGACCUACGUGGAAUACACCGAUAAACAUGAGAUUCAGACCCACCAGAUUGGCGAUUUGCUUGAGAUUGUACAUGUGUAUUCGCGGACGAUUGGCACAAUUGUCGGUGUGGAUGCAAUUGCAGUGGAUGAUGGAGCAAAACGGGGGCGUUUGGAGGCAUUUGCGUCACAAUUGGAGGGGUAUCUUGAGAUGGCAUGUGCCCGCGGCGGGAUAAGGUCUGCGGAUGCGUGCGCGCAAGAGGGGCGCGAAGAGGUCAGCGACGACACCCGUGACAUCUCGCGCGGCCUCGCGCGUAUUUUGGCGGCCGGUUAUGCUGCGCUCGCGCGUUACCACACAUAUGUCGCGCAGCACGCACACUCCGAUGCCACCCUCCAAUCUUCCCUCUCUCUCUCCCUCGCCCACUUCCACAAAGCCGUCAACCUCUUUCCCUCGCGCGAGCAUAUACUCCCUUACGCUAUCCAACUCACCAAGACCAAAGCCUUCCCCGAAGUCAUCCGCUUAAUGAAGCUGGAGUUGCGCCGCGACCCCGCGGACGUGCAGUGCUGGCACUUGCUCGCGCUUUGCUACUCUACGGACGAAGCUACCGUGCCGACCGCGCUGAAACUCCUUGGUAACGCGGUAGCAAUGGCAGAAACGCUUGCGGAAGGUUCCACGCUCUCUGUGGCGACCAAGACUCGCAUCUUACAGAUGAAAAUGACCCUGGUCGCGCUUUGCGAGCUGCUCGAUGGACUCGAUGCCGCGAUGGAGCUCCUUCCGGGGGUGUUUGCAUUAUACCAUGUGUUGUUUGCGCGCGAUAUUGAGGAGAGAAAAAUGACAGGGAUGACGCCGGAUGUUGAAAAGGAGAACAAAUUAAAACGAAUGUUGACAGGAUCAAAGAAGCGUGAAAAGGUGGUGAGUGCAGAGAAUGGCAUGCCACGCGACGCAAACGCGCGCGAUCUUUUGGCACGCAUGUGGCUCUGGGCUGCGACGCUUUACAUGAAAGCGGGAGCGUUGGAGGAAGCAGAAUCGGCGAUUGCGGACGCGGAUGGGUGUGUUGGGAGCAUAGGUACACAUGCUGAAACGCGCGCAGAUGCCCUUGCGGAAAUCCUGGCCGCACGCGGCUUCCUCGCGGCGCUACGUGGCGACCACCACACUGCUGCGCGUGCCUUCGAAACCGGCUUGGAAACCGCCACCAGUCUCCACUGCACGCUCGGUUUGUCAUCGCUUUUGCUCCAGGACGACGCAUACCACUCGGCUGCCGCUACUAAGUACUUCAAAUCACCAGUGGACAAGUCCAGUGCGCUAGUGCGCUUAAAGCUCGCAUUAGAGACGUUGGCGCGCGACUACCGCUACUUCAACCAGAGCGAGAUCUGGUGGUAUCUCAGCAAGAUCUACGAGAUCUUUGAUGACAAGGUGUUACUCCAGCAGGCAUUGUGGAAAUGCGUUGCGGCCGAGCAGGGCAAACCAGUGCGGGCAUUCAGCGUGUGCGAGUAGUCGGUGUAUAUAAUAGAUUACCGUUAGGGAAUUCAAAGCUAACAAGAUAUAAAAAUAUAUUAUAAAGAAAUCUCAAACUUGGAAGAUCGAUAAAGAUAUAUAUUUUUAUAUUAGCGAUAUUUUUCUGAUACAUUUUAUUCGAGAG
Babjeviella inositovora NRRL Y-12698 is the source of this 2510-nucleotide messenger RNA. RefSeq lists its product as uncharacterized. Gene Ontology annotation, molecular function: protein binding. Lineage: Eukaryota; Fungi; Ascomycota; Pichiomycetes; Serinales. The record is from RefSeq and is a predicted model, not a curated record. Bases 23 to 2365 code for a protein of 780 amino acids. The transcript has a single exon.